AUGGGCUCUUCCUUCAAACUCGCCUCCGACGAGAAAAUCGAUUCCACCAACGGCAGUAACGGGGUCUGCAUCGAGCACGUCGGUGGUCAUUUAGAUGACCAUGAGCUCGAGUCCAAGUCCAAGUCCGACAUGGACUUGGGCUUGUCUUUCGGCUUGUCUGAGAAGGACCAGAGACGUAUCAGGCGCCGCGUCGACUGGCGUCUCGUCCCAAUUGUGGGCUUGAUGUACUGCGUGUCUCUUAUUGACAGAACCAAUGUCGCGGCUGCUAGUAUCGCUGGCAUGAUAGAAGACUUACAUUUGAUUGGAAACAGAUAUUCCAUUAUCACUCUUGUUUUUUUUACUACGUAUAUCGUAUUCCAACCACCUUCGACUAUCAUUGUUCGUGCGCUCGGACCGCGAAUUCAUCUGGCUGGUAUCACUAUGCUUUGGGGCACGGUGAUGAUUGGCAUGGGCUUCACCCAAAAAUGGGAUCAGCUGGCCGCACUUCGAGUUAUCCUUGGUCUACUUGAAGCUGGCUUUUUCCCGAGCUGCAUCUAUCUCUUGAGUACUUGGUUUACCCGCUACGAGAUGGGGAAGCGGUAUGCUCUAUUUUAUGCCUUCGGAGCAGUUGCCGGAGCUUUGGCUGGUAUUAUGGCUUAUGGGAUUGUUCAUAUGCACGGGAUCGCCGGGAUGGGAGGCUGGCGCUGGCUUUUCAUCAUCGAAGGCAUCAUCACUUGCGUUAUCGCUGCCCUGGGAUACUGGCUCCUCGUUGGCUUCCCAGAUGAUAACAAAAAAGAUAGCAAGUUUCUUACUGAUAAUGAGCGGGCCUGGAUCGUUGCACGUGUCAAUGCUGAUCGUGGCGAUGCUAUAACUACCAAGUUUUCCUUGAAGAAAUUCUCCAGACAUGCCCUUGACUUCAAGGUAUGGGCGUUUGGGCUUCUCUUCUUCUGUUCCUCGACACAGGGUUAUGCCUUGUCCUUUUUUACUCCAAUCAUAUUAACUAUCGGCAUGGGUUUCGAUAAAACUGCAACGCAACUCAUCAGCGUCACUCCCACAUUGUUCGCCGCUGUUGUCAUGUUCAUUGUUGGCUGGAUUGGCGACAGAUGGAGAGUCCGCGGUCCGCUUAUCAUUGGCAACAUGGUGAUGGCUAUUGUUGGCGUGACACUUGUUGGUUUCCACCCGGUUACUGGUGUUCGUUUUUUCGGAUUAUACCUCGCUUCUGCGGGCAUCAACGCCAACCUUCCCGUUAUCAUGGCCUAUCAGGCAAAUAAUAUCCGCGGUCAGUGGAAGCGUGCCUCUGCGAGUGCAGUCAUGGUAGGCUUGGGAGGCUUCGGAGGCAUUUCAGGCAGCCUUGUCUUUAGAAUACAGGAUGGUCCACAAUUUCGACCUGGCUUGUGGGCUUGUAUCGCUUGCUCCCUUGCAAGUAUUUGUCUGGUACUCUUAUUAAGUCUUCAUUUUUUUAUCAAGAACCGUCAGGCAGACCGAGACAAUAUAAUCUUGGAGGAUGACGAGGACUCUGAGGUAAUUAAGGAAUCGAGGGCAUCUUUCCGCUACACCUACUAG
Messenger RNA from Clonostachys rhizophaga, 1542 nucleotides. The record is from the annotation of a GenBank genome assembly. NCBI's taxonomy places the organism in Eukaryota, Fungi, Ascomycota, Sordariomycetes, Hypocreales, Bionectriaceae.